Molecule: messenger RNA, 3176 nt
Organism: Caenorhabditis auriculariae
Lineage: Eukaryota; Metazoa; Nematoda; Chromadorea; Rhabditida; Rhabditidae
Source: the annotation of a GenBank genome assembly
AUGUCAAUAUUAAUACUAUAUGGAAGCGAAACGGGAACAGCUCAAGACACGGCGGAGGGACUUUGUCGCGAUGCUCAACUUCGAAAAGUCGCCGCUCGUGUCGUUAGUUUAGAUGAAUAUGACAUUGAUGUAAGAUUUUUCGAAGAUAUUUUUCCCACAAAAUUCCAUUUCAGAAUCUACCUUCGGAACGUGUCGUUUUUUUUGUAGUUUCCACGACAGGCCAAGGAGAGAUGCCGCCAAAUAUGAGGUCCUCUUGGCGACGACUUCUUCGAAAGUUUCUUCCUGCCGAUUGGCUCACUGAGGUGCUUUGCUAAAUUAUUGUUAUUUCAUCUUUCGUUUCUGAAAUUGAGGUAAAAAUGGCUGUUCUGGGACUUGGAGAUUCUUCUUACCAAAAAUACAAUUUUGCGGGUAAAAAAAUUUAUCGUCGACUUCUACAAUUAGGAGCUCAGAUGAUGGCUCCUCUGGGACUGGGUAAAUCUUUCAAAAUUUUCAUAUUCACAGGGAACGUCUGAAAGAUCUUCCAUAGACUCUUAAGCUACAGUAGUGUUGCAAGGCGCAGAAGUUUCGUGUCAAUUUUUUUUGUCAUCAAACAAAAAAAAAUAAAACAGGGAAUAUGGGUCGUCAAAAAGAAUAUAAAAGUUGAGUUCCAUUUCAUAUGGUUUAAAGUAAUCUGGAAUACCCAAAAAUAUAGAAAAGACCCACUUUCGAUUUGGCAUUGGAGUUGAGAGUUUCAGCUGAUGACCAGCAUGAAAUCGGAAUAGACGGCGCCUUGAUUCCAUGGAAGCAAACUGUAUGGCAAGAAUUAUACAAGUCAUGUUCAUUCAAAGUAAGUUUCGAUUUUUUUUUUUCUGGUAAUUGCUCUAGGAAAUGCUGGAAGAAGCUGAUACGAACAUUGUUAUUCCGCCAAAGUUCAAAAUAGUGAAAGCUGAGGCUCCGUUACCCGAGAGCUGUUCGAAAGACGGGAAAGAACAGGAUUAUUAUGAGCUAGAUGUUCUCUCCAAUGUCAGAGCCACUUCUGAGGAUCAUUUUCAGGUUGAAAAUAUUUUUUACUCUAAAAUCUUGAAUUUUUUCAGGAUACUAGACUUUUGCGAUUUCUCGUCCAUGACCAUCUCGCUGAUCGUUUCAAGUUUCCUCGCGAAGUUGUGACUUUAUCUUUUUUGGAUGUUUAGGUAUGAACCUGGAGACGUAUUAAUGGUUCGUCCCUACAAUAACGACGAAACUUUGUGUGUGGCGAUCGAGUCUCUGGGAUAUUCAGAUCAACUUCUUGACGAACCUAUCUAUUUGUGCAAGAACAGCGAGUUUGCUGUCCUUCCCCCGCCCUGGCUCCUAGGAGGUAGUUUGCCAAAUUUUCAGUGUUGAUUUUCCUUUUUUCGAGCCGACAACCCUUCGAACAUGUUUGCGAAGAUUCUUGGAUCUGCAACAAAUACCGAAAAGAUCUUUUUUCGAAGUUCUUGCCAGCAUCUCACAAAACGAAAUGGAAAAGAUGAGGCUUUCCGAACUAGGUAGCCCGCAUGGCCUAGUGAGUAUUUUUGGCUGCUCCGGUGGAUGAAUAGGGAAAGUAUCAGGAUGAUCUGUUGAACUAUUGCACAAGAGUGAGAAGAACCGUCGCCGAGACUUUGAGAGAUUUUCCUGAAACGGCCAAAAGCGUUGCACCUGGUUUUUGUUCCGUUCUCAUGAUGAACCUUUUUUUUUUUGCAGAACAUCUCUUCGAUUUCAUAUCACCUAUUAGACCACGUGCCUUCAGUAUUGCUUCGAGUCCAUCAAGGAAUCCUAAUGUUAUCGAACUCCUGGUAGCGAAGGUGAUGUUCCAGACGGAUCGAAUGAAUUUCAUUUUUUUUUUUCAGGUUGAUUACAAGUCUCGGAUGUCGGAAAGACGACGUGGCCUCUGUAGUACUUUUCUCGCAAACUUGAAAGCUCACGACAAAGUCGGUUUUUAGCUCAUUUUUCGAAUCAUCAACAACUAUGAUGCAGGUGUUUGGAAGAAUUCGCGGCGGCACGUUCAAAUUUCCUCUGCAUCUGACUCCUGUGAUUUGCGUGGGACCUGGCACAGGAGUCGCACCAUUUCGAAGCUUUUUGCAGUUUCGGGACGAACUGUGAGAAAACAGAAUAGAAGACGUGAUGUACUGGAGGUUUCAGCGGUGAAAGACAAAAUGCGCUUCUCUUUUUCGGAUGUCGAGGCGAACAAAAGGACUAUUAUUUCAAGGAAGAGUGGCUUUCCCUGAGGAAUGCCGAAGUGAUAACUGCUUUCAGCCGCGAUGCAGACUCCAAGGUGACGAAAGGAAUCAUUAGAGUCUCGAAAAGUUUUAUGUUAGGUUAUUUACUAAGUUCUUAUGCAUUUCCAGUUCGUUCACUUUUUUGCCUACAUUUUUUUGUCAAUUCAUACCAUAUUUCAUAGCAAAAAAAAAAGGUUCACCUGGUACUAUGCCGGACAAAUUACAAAAGAGUCUCCAUUCGGCUCAAAAGUUUGACCACAUUGAAGUGACCAGUUGUUAAAAAUGCUGCUUUCAGACUUUUUUGCAUAUUACUCCAAAAUUAAUGAAAUAAUAAUUCUACUGUUUAGCCCCGGAUCGUAACAUUCAGAGCAAAGCUUGUUCAUACAUGUUCAUUUCUUUUAAAAUGAGUAAUAAUUUAUUAUGGAAGCAUCGUUAAAAUCGCGUUUCUUCGUUCGUUUUUCGCCAUGCCGUUUGCCUGCGACAGCAUCUAACAUGAAAAGACAUUUAUAGUCAAUUCGGAAAUAAUGAAUUCGAACUCUAGAUUUGUUUUAUCGUAAACGUGCAAUAAAAACAUUUUAGUAAAAAAUUUAAAGUGACUCUGAUUCUCAAAAUAUUAAUUUAGUGUAAUUUAGAAAAGAUAAUGUUCUUCAUUCCCAUUCAGUAUGCCAAGCGUUUCAUUUUUUAUCUUGAUUAAUUUUACGAAUUUCAGGUUUAUGUGCAACAUAAAAUCUUGGAACUCGCUGAGAAGGUCUGGCAAAUAAUUGGAAAAGCAAAUGGUCAGCAAUAUGUAGUUGAAGUCGCAAAAACUUCAAUUUAGGCAUGGUUUUCAUCGCGGGAAGCUCUGGAGACAUGCCCAAAGCCGUGGUAAACGCUUUGAACGAGGUGGCGGCUUCUCACGGCGUUCCCGACUGGGUCGCCAAGGCAGAGGCAACCGGCAAAAUCCAGUACGAAACAUGGUCGUGA